Messenger RNA from Antechinus flavipes (yellow-footed antechinus), 555 nucleotides. Its product is annotated as sorting nexin-12-like. The transcript has a single exon. NCBI's taxonomy places the organism in Eukaryota, Metazoa, Chordata, Mammalia, Dasyuromorphia, Dasyuridae. Gene Ontology annotation, biological process: late endosome to Golgi transport; endocytic recycling. Gene Ontology annotation, molecular function: phosphatidylinositol-3-phosphate binding. The record is from RefSeq and is a predicted model, not a curated record. Gene Ontology annotation, cellular component: retromer complex; early endosome membrane. The coding region runs from base 19 to 507 and encodes 162 amino acids.
GGGAGCCGGUGCGGAAAGAUGUCGGACGCGGCGGUGGCGGACACUAGGCGCCUUAACUCGAAGCCUCAGGACUUGACCGACGCCUACGGGCCGCCAAGCAACUUCCUGGAGAUCGACGUCUUCAACCCGCAGACGGUGGGCGUGGGCCGCGGGCGCUUCACCACCUACGAGGUCCGGAUGCGGACAAACCUCCCAGUCUUCAAGCUGAAGGAGUCCAGCGUACGGCGGCGGUACAGCGACUUUGAGUGGCUGAAGAAUGAACUGGAGCGCUACUGUAAGAUUGUAGUCACACCGCUGCCGGGGAAAGCCUGGAAGAGGAGGCUUCCCUUCCGAGGAGACGAAGGCCUCUUUGAGGAGUCCUUCAUCGAGGAGAGGAGGCAGGGCCUCGAACAGUUCAUUAAUAAAACCGCCGGGCAUCCAUUGGCUCAGAAUGAGCGCUGCCUGCACAUGUUCCUGCAGGAGGAAAUAAUCGACAGGAAGUAUGUUCCUGGGAAAGUGCGCCAAUAGGAAAGCCUUCCGGCCGCCUGCUUUCCUCCCUCCGGCAAAAUGACUUGA